Closterium sp. NIES-65 is the source of this 591-nucleotide messenger RNA. Lineage: Eukaryota; Viridiplantae; Streptophyta; Zygnematophyceae; Desmidiales; Closteriaceae. The record is from the annotation of a GenBank genome assembly.
AUGACAUCAUCUACUUGUAGCUUCACCGAGGUAAUAUCAUUACCUUCCAGGGUCUUGUCCUCUUCCUCCAAGCCCAGCUUCACCUUAGGUGUGCUCUCAAAUGCACUCUCAGGUGUGCUCUCAAGUGCACUCUCAGGUGUGCUCUCAAAUGCACUCUCAGGUGUGCUCUCAAAUGCACUCUCAGGUGUGCUCUCAAAUGCACCCUCAGGUGUGCUCUCAAGUGCACUCUCAAGUGUGCUCUCAAGUGCACUCUCAGGUGUGCUCUCAAAUGCACUCUCAGGUGUGCUCUCAAAUGCACUCUCAGGUGUGCUCUCAAGUGCACUCUCAGGUGUGCUCUCAAAUGCACUCUCAGGUGUGCUCUCAAAUGCAAGUGCACUCUCACGUGUGCUCUCAAAUGCGCUCUCAGGUGUGCUCUCAAGUGCACUCUCAGGUGUGCUCUCAAGUGCACUCUCAGGUCUGCUCUCAAAUGCACUCUCAGGUGUGCUCUCAAAUGCACUCUCAGGUGUGCUCUCAAGUGCACUCUCAGGUGUGCUCUCAAAUGCACUCUCACGUGUGCUCUCAAAUGCACUCUCAGCGGAACAGGGAUUCUAA